AUGUCUCUAUACUCCGAAGAUGAGGACCGCGCUCCUCCAGACACCUUCUCCGAUGGCUCUUUCACGGCAUCGAGCCUCAGCGGCUCCGACAGCGGCAGCUUCAGCGGCAGCGAAGACGACGAAUCCCCUCCUCUCCCCGUGCUCACCAACUACUUCGCGCCGCCCUUCUAUGGACGCCCGCCGACGCCCUUGCCGCCGUCGCCAUCCCUGACGUCGCUCCUGCGCCCCUCGCGGCCAACGACGCCUGAUCCCUCCGACGACGACAUUGAGCCCGUGCCCCGCGCCUCGCCCAAGGUGCCGACCUACGAAUACUAUGGUUUCGUCCUCUACCUCUUCUCGACACUGAGCUUCCUCGUCUACCUGCUGUGGUCGUACUUGCCGUCGCCCUUCCUGCACGUCCUCGGCAUCUACUACUACCCGAACCGCUGGUGGUCGCUCGCCAUCCCGGCGUGGAUCACGAUGCUGCUGGUGUACAUUUACGUGGCGCUGGCGACGUACAAUACCGAGGUCAUGACGCUGCCGAUGGCGUCUGUUGAGACGAUUGUGGACGACACGGCACAGGUGGCUGUCAUCGACAGCAAGGGCAGGAUACGACACGGUGCAAAGAGGAGACAGAAAGACAAGAGGGACCGCAGGAUAAACGGAGGGCCAGGACUGCACUGGAAGGAGAUUUGGAACGAGGGUACCGACGCCGUUAUGGACGUCCCGCUGGCAGGAGUUUGUGAGGUGCUCUAUGGGGAUAUAGACAACUCCCCGGCAACAUUGCCAAGCUCUCGGGACAAGAUGGCGCCCUCCCCUCAGCAGAUCGCCAGCAACCUCCUCACACCCCUCAACCUCUCCGUCACCUCCAUCCGACCCCUCCAAACCCUCUGGGCUGGCUACGGCACCAUAUGCUCAGUUCGCGCUCGUGCCAAUAACCCCGAAGCAGCUGCUGCAGUCUCCUCACUGCUCUCCACGCCUGUCACCCCGGAGACGGAGAUCCCUCUCGUUCUCAAACUCAUCAGCCCACCCAAGGCAAAGCUUCAUGACGAGGGCCAUCUGAGAAAAAUCUUGAGCUACGAGGUCGAGCAGCAUUUCUACACCCACCUCGCCCCGAAACUGUCAGAUGACGUGGGCGUCGCCAAGUGCAUCGCCUCGAGCGCAGCCGAUGCGGGCGCCCUGGAUGGCAUCGUCGCCAUGGUGCUGACCGAUCUGAGGCCUCAGUACCCUGUUGCCGGGGGCAAGCGCGACGUCCUGUCGAGCGAGCAGGUAGACGCUGCUUUAGCGUGGCUUGGAAGGUUUCACGCCGAGUCUAGUGCUUGGGUUGGUGGCGAGAGGCGAGAGUAUGUUCUCCCGCCGCUGCAGGAGGCUCGGCGGCGAGAGGAGGGGAAUAGGGGAACCAAGGUCUGGCUGAACGGUGGAUACACUUACCUUGCCACGCGCUUGGAAGAGUAUGCUUCCUUGGAGGCAGAUGAUGAUUCGGAAUGGUCGGGAGCAUUCUGCGAUCAUCAUGAGGAACUCGGAGGCACUGUCGCCGAGGCCGUUGCCCAAGUGUUGAAGCCCAUGGGACGGGGUUUCGAGAGCGUCAUCCAUGGCGACGUCAAGUCCGAGAAUCUGUUUACUACGGUGGAUGGUAACAAGGUGGCCUUCUUUGACUUUCAGUACGUCGGCCUUGGACUCGGGGUGUGUGAUCUGGCCAAGCUGUUCACCUGUUCGGUACCUCUCAAGCUCAUCACUGGCUCAGAUGAGUGGCAGAUCCCCAUGGAUGACGGGGAGAAAGAACUAUUGAGGCGGUAUAGAAGAGCAUUGCUGAACGGGAAAUGUGACGAGUCCUACCCAUGGGAUGACUUUGUCAGGCAUUGGGAAUGUGCGCUGGUGGACUGGUGCCGAUUCCAGGCGAGCUGGGGGUUCUGGGGCAAUACCGAGUGGUUGGAGGCGAGAGUGCGCUCUAUUCUGGGCGAUCAAACCUGGAGAGCCUGGGAUUUCCCCUAUGAGACUUACACUGUUGGAGACUUCUACCUGCUCUCCAUAUAG
Verticillium nonalfalfae is the source of this 2013-nucleotide messenger RNA. RefSeq lists its product as uncharacterized. The record is from RefSeq and is a predicted model, not a curated record. The transcript has 3 exons. Lineage: Eukaryota; Fungi; Ascomycota; Sordariomycetes; Glomerellales; Plectosphaerellaceae. Bases 1 to 2013 code for a protein of 670 amino acids.